Molecule: messenger RNA, 5910 nt
Organism: Carassius carassius (crucian carp)
Lineage: Eukaryota; Metazoa; Chordata; Actinopteri; Cypriniformes; Cyprinidae
Gene: apoltp
Exons: 39
Coding region: 230-5731 (1833 amino acids)
Source: RefSeq, a predicted model, not a curated record
AUUUAAUUUACUGUGAUGUGAUUUGCGGUCAUCUCUUUAUGUUCUGUUUCACUUCACAGUGCAGCUUGAGAAAAGUCUGGAUGAUAGCCAGAGACUUUAUUCUAUAGAUGCCGGGUUUCUUUUGCCUAGUGCUGUCAGCAUCAGAGCUCUUGGGUUACUGAAGCAAAGGGGCUCAGAGUGGAGCUCUGCUGUGAGGGUCAGGUACGGUGUACAAGAGGAUUCACAGAACAUGCAGGACUGUCACAUGACGCAGAAGCUCCACAGCGAGUCUGACCCAGUCCAGACGUACCGUAUAACAGCAGCACAUGAACUCCACUGUUCCCAUUUCAUCAACCUAAACCACAAGAUUCACCUUAAACAUGAACGGAGCCCAAUCCACAUCCAGUCAUCUCUUGAUGUGAGCUAUGGAAAGCAGUGGAACCAGAGCAGCAACAAACACAGGAUCCUCUUCAAUCAGUCCCUUAGAAACCAGUCUGAACCCGGGCUCACCAGUUAUGCUGUGGAGCUCAGCCUGCGACUUCUAGACAGAGGACUGAAUUACAGAACUCAGCUUCUGCACUCUUAUUUCAAGAAGCACAAAUCUGAGAGCAGCACUCACCUGAAAAUCAACUACAACAAUCAGAUGCCUCUAGUAGCUGGCCUCCACUGGAAGGACGUGCCAACAAAGAGCUCCCUUCAAAAGUGGGAAGGGUCAUUUAACAUGGAUACCCCCUGGCUCUAUGUGUACAUAGCUCAAAAACUAACUCAGCCCCAGCGUGGCAUCAUGCAGUUCAGCUCUGAGGUCACCACACGGAAACUGGUGAACAUGAGAAGUGUUACUCUGGAGGGUUUCUACAAGGAUAGGGGCAAAGAACGACUAGGCCGGCUGCAUCUUUUCACACCCACUGCCAGUUAUAUUAAGGUUGGUGGAUGGAACAUGCUGGGCAAGCGUGGAGUUAAAGCUUCAUGCUUCAUCAGCACAGCCUGGACACCAGCUUUGCAUGGGCAGAUAUCUGUAGUCAACGGAAAGCAAGUGAAGACUCUGGAAAUAAGUGCAGGCUAUGGCAAGCAGGACCUCAAUAUUUCUGCGGUUCUCAGUACUCUGGAUAAGAAGCUAAAGAAGAGGCUUUUGAUGAUGACAAUGACUCUGUCAGAUCUAAAAAACCCUUAUGCAGAGCUACAGAUGGAGGGUGCCAUAGAAGAGAUACGGAAGGAAAAGAAAAUUUAUCAGAAAAGAUGGAAGCUAAACUUCAGACAACCAUUCAAGUUUUUCCCUCAGAGUCUCAUCCUCCAGGAGACAUUCACAAGUCAUCUACAUCAGAAGGUUUAUACUUUAGAGUCAAAGGUUCUUGUCAAUGGAAAUAAAAAGGUCAUUCAUGUCCUUACUCUGGGUUUCCAGCCACAGCAGCCAUAUGUGUGCUCCUCAAUAGUCCAGUCUUUCAGCACUGAGAGAAUUCCCCAAGACUCAAAGAUCUGUGUUACUGUCCAAAACCAGCAGACUGCUUAUGAAAUUCAGGGCAGGCUGUGGACUGGAAAUGAUGAAAAACUUGCAGCCUUUGGUCAAGUUAAAAUUCAUGACUUGACUACAUCUCAGCAAGGUAUUACAGUGAAAGCCAAUCUGUCCCAGCUGUUUCAGCUGGAUUUCCCGACCUCUGUCAGCCUACAUCUCGAGGUGCUCAGGAGUCACAGGAACGACAGCGAGUUUGAAUAUCAUUCAGAGGGGGAAGUUGCCAUUGAUGACAAGAAUUACCAUGCUAAUGCAGCAAUAACCGUAUCCCCUUUUGGAAACAUUAGCAGUUCUAUCAGCCUGAAGGCAAAUGAAAAAAAUGCAACACUUCACUUCACUCUAGACAAAAAGGUGGCAAAGGGCAUUAAUACUGUGUGCAUCCGUGCUGGCUUUCAUCAGACCUUAUUCCCAGGGGUCACUUCUGACGUUCAUAUUCAUUUAGCUGCUAAUUCUUCUUCAGAAAGUGUUUUCUUGCAGUGUACAGUUCAAAAGAAAGAGGAGACGUUUAAUGCUCACUUGAGUGGAAGUCUACCAGAUGAUCAAGAGUGGCGACUAUCUCUCUCAGCAGAUAUUUUCAAUUCCAUACAAGAUCUCGCUGCUUUACCUAAUUCAGCUAGUUUAGUUGGAGUACUAACCCAGUCAAAGGGUCUAACUGAAGGAGAGAUUACUGUAGUAGUGGAUGAUGCUGUGUAUGGGCUGGAAGUGACUCGUCAGCAUGACAGCAAGUCUGGAGAAGAUCUUAGUGCCUUGCUAUGUCUAGUUGCUAUGGAAGAGACACUGUGUGUAAACAUCAACAGUAAGUUAACACAUUGUGGGUGCAGACGUCUUCAUACCCAACUGUCUCACUCUUUCCCUUGGCUUCGUUCUGCAGGGCUUCCGCUGAACAGCAGCGCAGGUGUGUAUGUGAACUGGAAUGGCAGCAGUGUGUGUGCCCAACUGAUGCUGCAUGCAGAGGCCAGCAGCCUGACAGCCACACUGGAUCAGAGUUCUCAACACAGCUCACAAACUACUGGAUGCUCUCAGGUGAACUGCACAGAGGGGAUCGCCACGGGCCACCUGCUGGGCGUCUGCUCUGGGCAAGGCCAGGAAGAUUCAGUGAAGGUUGGAAUCAGAGCCAGUCUUUAUAACUCCCAGAUGUCAGCUUUCUCAUUUGAUCUUCAAGGUCACCAGAAUAUCUCCAGCAUUGGACUAAUGGUGAACAUUUCCCACAAUAUAUCUGCUUUGCAUUCAUACCUGCCAUUUGAGUUUCACUCAAAAUCACAGUUGAGCCACACACGCUCUUCAGUUAAAGGUACUGCAGAACUUCUGGUCGGUGUGAGCGGUUUGGCUUUUGAAGCAGAGAUCUCGAGUACAAACUCUGGCUUUAAACAUGUGCUGAUGUUCAAUCACUCAAUACCUCAGCUACACUUGUUACCCAGGAAUCUGGCAUUGAGGACACGCUACGGUGGAAAGAGAGGGUCACACACUCUCAUGCAUCGAGCGCAGUGGGAGAAUCAGGAUUUAACACAGAUCGACUCCUCAGAGGGUGUCACACAGUUACAUAGUUAUCCAGAACUGCCAGGAAAGAAUCAGGGUUGGGGUUUGGAUCUUAGGAUAGAGAAUGACAGUCAGAGGAAACUAGCUGAUCUGAGUGUCGACUGGAUUCUGUUUGGACACCAUGAUCAGGUCCGAGUUGAAGGCUCUUGGACUUUGGUGAGCAGAAAAACUGAUUCAUUAGAACAGAAACAACCCUUUAUCUCAACACUGACUCACUUUCACAUACAUGCCCUGUCUCACGGAUCCGGCCACAGGCACGACAACAACAACCAGGCCCGUCUUUCUUGGGAGCACGGAAAGCCUGUAAAUGUUUCUGUAACAGUGAGCGAGCACUGGCAUAAUGACUUAAGCAGAGGACAAGCCUGUAUCUUUCUCUCACCAGGACAGAUACAGUCGUUGCUCCCCCUAGUGGAGAUGGAGGGAUGUGUUGCUGUAGCUCAGGAGGGGAAGGCCUACUCCCAAAACACCGAGCUCAAAUGGAAGGAAAAGAGGAUAACUCAAAGCAUGAAAUACCAGGGAGGAGUAAAAGGAAUGCACACACUCCUCGUGGAGGUGGGGGCCCAAAACGUCUCACCCUCUCCAUGUCCAUCUCACUCUCUUCUGACCCAGAUACACACCAACCUGAGGGACCGUCUUGAACACCAUGUUCAGAUUGGCCUCUGUCCUCCACAGCCUGGUUUAAUUUGGUCUGGAUCUCACAGAGUGAACUCAGGCAAGGAGCUGUUGUACACUCACACCCGUGUGUCUGUGUCCGGACACCCUCAGCACAACACCUUCACACUGACGCUCAGAAACAUCAGCAGCAGUCAGCGCUCCAACUACUCACUGAUCACAGAGUGGCUGGUAGGAAACUGGAGUGUGGAAUUGGCCUGCAGCUCUCUGUCUUCAGGCAGGAACAUGGCAGUCCAGAUUCAUGCAAAACUAGACCGCAGUGAGAUGCUCUGGCUGCAGGGGAUGCUGGGAAAACGCUGCCUUCGAGCUGCUGCUGGAUACGACACUGAAAUGUCUGAUGAAAUCAGAGUGGUGUUUUGUUCGGAAGGACAUCACAAGUUUACCCUGGAGGCUCAGCGAGGCGGUCGAGGCAUUGAAAAUGAGACCCUUACCCUUAUUUCUGUAGGAGCAGCCAACCAGAGUCUGCUAUUUCAAGCUAAGGGAUGUAGGGAAUGCCUGUGGGCUGCGGAGGCACGGCUCCAGCAGCUGGGGUCCCGGAUUAGGAGUAAACUUUUGGACAGAGUUCAGAGACUUCAGCAUCUACUGUUAACAUUCAGACGACAGGCGGGGGACAGCAUGUUCCUGCUGGAGCUGAGUGAGGGGCCGCUGUCUCUGACCCAGCAAGCCGAGACUCUGCUGCUUCAGAGAGCAGGAGCGCUGUGGAAAGCAUGGACCACCGGCCUGCUCCGACACACGCUCACACACAGCCUACCGCACACGCUCCAUGUCCUGCAUCUCAUAUCUCAACAGGUCCAACAAGAGCUCAGGAAACCCCUGGCUACUCUAGCUGGAGCGUACCACGAUGUGACAGGGGUGCGUUUGGACAUGGCGUGGCAGCAAGGAAUGCAGCUGUGGACCAGAGAACUAACAGAGCGUUUGCCUGCAAUACUUCACGAUCCUCAACUGAGGGCGCCGUCGCUGACUGCAUUGCAUGUUGCCAUUUUUGCAAUGGACAUGGUGGGCCAGCAGACCUUUCAUUGGAUGGAAGCCCGAUCGGCUGCCAUGCUAGUGGGUAUCAGAAGGCAGCUUGCAAUAAUGUAUAAGUUCUCCAAAAGUGAGGGUGAGGUAAUCUUUAGGGUGCCACUUCCUGUGGGCCCCUGGCUGAAGGUGGAGGAGGCAGGUGUAACUGAAGUUCUUCUGGAGGAGUUUGUCAUGAAGCCUCUACUGGCCUUGAAUUCUGUGAGCCCUACAGCAGAACUCUACCGGCUGAAGAGGAAGAUGAUGGACAGUCCAGUUAACUAUCAGGCAUUUCUAGUGGAAGACAUCUAUUUGGUGUCAUUCGACGGACAUCUGUUCAAACUCCCAGCUUCCUGUGACUUCAUCCUAGCAGCUGAUGUCAUCCAGCAAACCUUCAGCAUUCUGCUCAAAUCUGACAGGUUCAAACGUCGCUCGCUUGUAGUGCAAAUGCAAAACACAAAGAUUGCAAUUCACCCAAAUGGAGAGGUGGAGGUUAAUUGCCACAUUGCACACAUUCCAUACACUAACCAUGAAGUGGCUAUCAGAAGGGAUGUGAAUUUAAUUGAGGUGUCCAAUGAGAGAGGACUUUGGGUAUCAUGUGACCCUCAUCUAGAAGUUUGUAGUGUGAGCCUAGAUGGAUGGCUUCAUGGUGUGUCCACUGGUCUUUUAGGAACCAAUGAUAAUGAGGCAGCUAACGAGCUUCUUCUGCCAGAUGGCUCUCACACACAAAGUGUGCUUCAGUUUACUCACAGCUGGCAGGUGGAUUCGGAAUGUGUCAUCAGGAAAGCUGAAGUCUGUCAGAAUGGCACUGCUGACUCCCUGCCGUGUACAUUUCUGUUCUCUUCUACAAAUUCUCCUCUGAGCCCCUGUUUCAGAGUGGUGGACCCCGCACAGUUCAUGAUGAAGUGUGAAGGACUGGAGUGUGUAUGUGAUGAGCGUGCAGAGGUUUCAAGACCAUCCUUUUGCACAUUGGCCUCUGCCUAUAUCCAUCAAUGCCAUAGAAACUACGUUCCACUGGAGCCGCCAGUGCAGUGCGUGUAAGGGUGGUGUCCGGUUUACUCCAGUGGAGACAUGAAGCAUCAGCUGACCUGAAAAUUCACAGAGACCUGUACAAAAUCAUUACUUUAAGUAUCUUUAUUAAUUAUUAUUAUGCACUAUGACAAACUGAUUUUAAAAAAUAUAUAUAUAUAUAUUUGCUGCCUGUUUUGCAAUAUGCAGUA